Molecule: messenger RNA, 3076 nt
Organism: Notolabrus celidotus (New Zealand spotty)
Lineage: Eukaryota; Metazoa; Chordata; Actinopteri; Labriformes; Labridae
Gene: gpatch1
Product: G patch domain containing 1
Exons: 20
Coding region: 63-2930 (955 amino acids)
Biological process (GO): mRNA processing
Cellular component (GO): nucleus
Molecular function (GO): RNA binding
Source: RefSeq, a predicted model, not a curated record
AGUCAUUCGCUUUUUGGUUCCUAGAUUUGUCCUUCAGCGGCUUCCGUGGUCGCGGAAGCAACAUGGCGUCCGACAGCGACAGCGACGAGGAUUUUGUGACUUUCGGGACUCCUUUGGAGCCUCUGGAGGAAGAUGAGGCCCCAAAGAAACCCGUCCCUCUCCACGAGCAGACAGUGAAGGAUGAGAAGGGACGAUAUCAGAGGUUCCAUGGAGCGUUCACUGGAGGUUUCUCAGCCGGUUACUUCAACACAGUCGGCUCUAAAGAAGGCUGGGCCCCGUCAACCUUUGUGUCAUCACGGCAGCAGAAACCUGACAAACAGCAUCAUGCCAGACCUGAAGACUUCAUGGACGAUGAGGACUUCGGUGAGCACGGCAUCGCUCCCAGAGAGAUCACCACCAGUCUGGAGUUCACGUCCAGUCGCAGAGACGCCGUCAAAGAGAAGGCGAGAGCUGUCAAUGCUCAGUCAGCACUGAUCCCUGGAGACACUCUCCUGGAGGAGCUGAUCGCACCUGCCAGGUUAUCCAUCGGGGUGGAGCUGCUGAGGAAGAUGGGCUGGAAGGAGGGUCAGGGUGUCGGGCCUCGUGUGAAGAGGAAAGCUCGCAGACAGCAGACUGAUGGAGGUCAGAGACUUUUCGGCUGCACGCUGCCCCCUGCUGGAUCAGAGGACUCAGAGGAGGGUGAUGACGAUGAAGAGUUUGCUCCAGAGAACGUCACCUUUGCACCUAAGGACGUGAUUCCGAUUGACUUCACUCCUAAGGUGGGGGUUCAGGGUCUUGGAUACCGCGGUCUGGACCCCGGCCUCGCCCUGCUGGGUGGGGGAGCCUCUGAACACAUUGACCUCUUCAGACCUCAGUCUGAGGCCAGGAGCCGGCUGUUUGGAGGAGCACAGAGAGGCCAACGGAGAGGAGGUGUAGCCGGACAGGCGUUCGGGGUGGGAGCCCUGGAGGAUGACGAUGAAGAUGUUUAUCACAGAGACUCCAUGUCCAGAUACGACAAAGUGCUGGGAGGAGAGGAGCCCGGGGACGGCCUGUACGGCUGGACGGCUCCACAGCAGUACAAGAAGAACAGAGACAAAAGCAGAGAUGCGUCAUACCUCGGCAAAAUCCUGGAGGGAUUCACUCUGGCCCAGAAUCCAGCCAAGGAUAAAACUAUCUUCCCUCCUCCUGACCUGCCCCGAGACUAUCGUCCGGUCCAUCGUUUCCGCCCAUCAGUUGAUGUUUCCACUCUCUCUGGGGUCAGCCCCGCUCUGGCUGAGGCUCUGAAGACUUCCAGAGGACACAUGGUCAAAGAGGAGCCUGAACAAGGAGGACGUCACCAGCUGGACUCCAGCCAGAGGAGGACGAUGCUGGGAGAAGACACCCUGCAGGGUCCCAGCUCAGUCAUGGAGCUGCUGAGUCCUCAAGACAGAGAGCGACUACAAAACCUCCGUAACUCCUCCGGUGUGCCCCCCAUUAAACCCCCAACCUCAGUCUCCCAGGAAGCCUUGCGGUCUGCAGUGACUCUGGCUGGGUCUCUUGCUGCAAAGGCAGCCGGCCCCUCCGACUUCCUGCAGCAGCAGGAGGCUCUGGCAGCCUGGAAGGGAGUCCAGACCACCUCACACACCUUCAAACCCUUUGAGAAGAACCCCAGCAAACAGGCGCGCUAUGAGAUGUACGUGAACCGCCUGAAACAGGGAGAAAAAGACGCUCUGGAUCAGAGUUUGGACUGCGGGUUGACGGAGUGGGAGCGAAGCCGUGAGCGGGAGGAGUUUGUCCGAGCCUCCAUCCUCUACAGACCCAGCUCCUCUAUGCUCAACUCUCGCUUCACCCGAGGCAAACACGAGGAGGAUACUGACAGCGUGGAGGUCAGCAGGGACGAGGAGGGUGACGUGGACGACAAACAGUCCGCAGUAAAGAUGAAGAUGUUUGGAAAACUGACCAGGGAAUCGUUUGAGUGGCAUCCUGACAAACUGCUCUGCAAGAGGUUCAACGUCCCCGACCCCUACCCCGGGUCUGGUAUGAUCGGUAUGCCGAAGGUGAAGAGGGACAAGUUUUCAGUCUUCAACUUCCUGACUGUAACUGAGACCAAAGACACAGCAGCUCCUUCACAGCCUCCAGAGCCCGGGAAGAGGUCUCGGUGGGACGUCUCAAAGCAGAAGGAGAAAGAGGAGGAGGAGAAGAAGAAGGACCCGCUGAGUGAGCUCCUCAGCGCUGCAAGAAAUCAAACUGACACCAAACCCGUACUUGCUCUCCCUGCCUCCACCAGCACCAGCCAUCAAUCUCCAGACCACAAAGCAGAGGAGGAGAAGGCCAAGGAAGGUGUUGCAGAAGAAGAGGAGGAGGAAGAGGAGGAGAGCAGACCUCCAAUGGAUCUGUUCAAAGCGAUCUUUGCCGGCUCUUCAGAUGAGAAAUCCUCGUCUUCAUCAGAGAGUGAUGAUGAGGAGGAGGCAAAGGAGACAAAGAAGGACGAGGUGCAACCGCAGCCGAUAAACCUCUUCAAAAUCCCCGCUGUUCCCCCUUUCUCUUCCUCUGGCCCCUCUUCUUCAAAAACAUCCAGCAACACGUCUAACAAACAGACAGCCGUGGUCUCAACUCUGAAGUCGGCACGAGAGGAAGAGGAGUUUGGUCCGAAGCUGCCGCCUCCUUCAGCUUCUCGCUCCACAGGAGGCGCCACCUCCGCCCGCUCCCUGACUGAGGAGGAGACGCCGAGCAAGAGGAGCAAAGACAAAAAACACAAGAGCAAGAAGCAGCACAAACACAAGAAGGAGAAGAAGAAGAAGAAACAUAAGAAGCACAAACACAAAGGGAAGCAGCAGAAGAAGAGUAAGAAGGAGGCGUCUGACAGCAGCUCAGGGGACAGUGAGGAGGACAGCGACGGUGAGGGGGGACAGGUGUCAACGGAGGAGCUGCUGAAGAGACUGAAGACGAUCAAGUCACAGGAGACCUGGUGAAGAAUCAUGAAGCGUGUCCUCUGUGAGGACGACCAACACUAGGAAGAAAACACACAUCAGAGCCGACCUCUGUCCUCUCUGCCUUCAGCUACACUAGAGAUUUUCUGUUGGUUUUGUUUAGAAUAAUAAAAUGAUUCACUUUUAAA